AUGUCCACGAUUGUCGUUGUAGGCGCCGGCGUGAGCGGCCUCACUUGCGCCCUCCAGCUAGCCAAGCAGGGAGGAAACACCAUCACCGUAGUAGCCAAGCACAUGCCGGGCGACUAUGACGCGGAGUACACCUCCCCCUUCGCGGGCGCCAACGUGCUGCCCAUGGCCCUCGAAUACAACCGGUGGGAAGGCGAAACGUGGCCCGUUUUGAAAAAACUCGCCGAGACUGUGCCAGAAGCCGGCAUCCACUUCCAGACCUCCAUCCUCUACCGCCGCGCCAAAGACGAAGCCGCCGGCGGCAGCUUAGCCGGCCCGCUCUCGGAAGGCCUCUUUGUGCGCAACCCGUGGUUCAAAGACCUGAUGCCCGACUACGUCGACCUCCCCGCCUCCGAGUUGCCCGAGGGCAUGUCCUCGGGCUCCUCUUUCACCUCGGUCUGCAUCAACACGGCCAUCUACCUCCCCUGGCUCGUCGGCCAGUGCCGCGCGCGCGGCGUGGUGUUCAAGCGGGCCGUGCUCAAGCACAUCUCGGACGCGGCUUCGCUGAGCCACAUCACGGGUCGCAAGCCGGAUAUCAUCAUCAACGCCACGGGCUUGCUUUCCUGCCGCUUGGGGGGCGUGAUGGACAAGAAAGUCAUGCCCGCGCGCGGGCAGGUGGUGGUAGUCCGCAACGAGGCGGCGGGGAACAUGGUGUCCACGAGCGGCACGGAUGAUGGGAAUGAUGAUGAGUUGUGCUACAUCAUGCAGCGGGCGGCAGGCGGAGGGACGGUGUUGGGUGGGACGUACAUGAAGGGCAACUGGGACGGCGUGCCGGAUCCGAACAUUGCGACGAGGAUCAUGAAGCGCGCCGUGGAGGCGUGUCCGGCGUUGACGGGCGGGAAGGGCAUCGAGGCGCUGGAUGUGAUUAGGCAUGCGGUGGGCCUGAGGCCGUAUAGGGAGGGCGGCGUGAGGAUCGAGAAGGAGAAGAUUGAUGGGACGUGGGUGGUGCAUAAUUAUGGACAUGGCGGGUGGGGGUAUCAGGGUAGCUGGGGGUGUGCGUUUAGGGUGCAGGAGUUGGUGGACGAGAUUAAGAGUGAGUUGAAGGUUGGCUCUAAGCUCUAG
Neurospora tetraspora is the source of this 1098-nucleotide messenger RNA. RefSeq lists its product as uncharacterized. Gene Ontology annotation, biological process: D-amino acid catabolic process. NCBI's taxonomy places the organism in Eukaryota, Fungi, Ascomycota, Sordariomycetes, Sordariales, Sordariaceae. The coding region runs from base 1 to 1098 and encodes 365 amino acids. The transcript has 2 exons. The record is from RefSeq and is a predicted model, not a curated record. Gene Ontology annotation, cellular component: cytoplasm. Gene Ontology annotation, molecular function: D-amino-acid oxidase activity; FAD binding.